Hibiscus syriacus is the source of this 1523-nucleotide messenger RNA. RefSeq lists its product as uncharacterized. The record is from RefSeq and is a predicted model, not a curated record. Gene Ontology annotation, molecular function: protein binding. The coding region runs from base 44 to 1312 and encodes 422 amino acids. NCBI's taxonomy places the organism in Eukaryota, Viridiplantae, Streptophyta, Magnoliopsida, Malvales, Malvaceae. The transcript has 2 exons.
UUCUGAUAGCAUCAGGUAACUUGUACUGCCACCACCCAUCAACAUGUCAUCGCAUCACCUCUCUGAGUUGGACUCCACCACCGAUUCCGUCGCGUCGUCUCCACGCUCCGAACACCACGCUCCGAACGAUGGUCAUACACGUGUACGCUUCAUGUGCAGUUUCGGCGGCAAGAUCCUCCCCCGUCCGCAUGAUAAUCAGCUCCGUUAUGUCGGCGGCGAUACUCGCAUCGUCGCCGUCCAUCGAUCCACCUCCUUCGCAUCCCUCAUCACCAAGCUCUCCAAACUCUCAGGAAUUGCGAGCGUCAGUGUUAAGUAUCAGCUUCCAAACGAGGAUCUCGAUGCGUUGAUAUCGGUGACUACCGACGAAGAUCUCGAGAAUAUGAUGGAAGAAUAUGAGCGGCUAGCACAAAAUCAAAACCCUCGGCUAGCUCGGCUGCGCCUUUUUCUUUUCUCCAAUGGCGAUGACUCACGAACCAGUAGUAUCAGCUCGCUUUUGGACGGCUCGGUUAAUCGUGAGCACUGGUUCUUAGACGCGCUAAACAGUCGAGCCAAUGGGCUCGAACGCGGCCGCUCCGAGGUUUCCUCGAUCGUUUCGGAGGUACCCGAUUAUUUAUUCGGGUUGGAUAACUCCGAUGAGGUCCAACCUCGUGGCCCGAAAUUAGGUACACGUCAGCAGUUGCAUGAUAAUGUCUCAGUCUCGGACCCGGAUUCUCCCGCCCCGGUCGUUUCUUCACCUUUUUGUUCAACCUCAUCAGCUCCGGUUGUACCUUCAAUGCCGGAUCUCCCACCCGUUAAGACUAAACCCGAUAACCCCGAACCGGUUUUUGAGUCUAAGCAUAAUCAAACGGAGAGUUUCGUGGAGCAACCCGUUUCGCAGCCAACGACAUAUUCUGCUAAUCCUCCUCUGUGGCAUUAUGUUCCGGAUUCUCAUUAUCCUGCUCCUCCUCCCGUGCAGCAAAUACCCAUUUAUUAUGUUCCGGGUCCUGUUCAACCCGGAAAUCCUCAGGUUCAUCCUGUUCAAAUCCGGCCACAGUUUGUCCAGCAGUAUCCAAUUUCAACUGGUCAAAUACCCGUUGGGUAUCAUCAACCGGUUCCUGGUAUGGGUCAAGCAUACAGACCCGUCACGGUCGUAGAUCAUUAUGAGCAGGAAUUAAGAGUGGGUCCUGAUGGUGUGAAGCAACCUAUAUAUUAUGGGGUCAGAAAUGCAGGUCCCGUGCCAGUUUACCCGGGAAUGGUGGUUCCGGGUGGAGACGAACAGGGCAGAAAUGGGUCGGAUGCACAUCAGGGUCGGGUCUCCCAGAAAGGCCAGUAAACGGUUAUGUCUUCUAUAAUUAAGCGCCUUUUCUUUUUGUGUAAUUAAAACUGUGAAUUGGGGGUUUUGAGUUUUGAAACAAACUGUAUAAAAAACUCGAGCUCUGCUUUGCUCUAAAUAUGUAUUAUAUUGUUCCUUUUUGUUGUUUUAGUUAUACCUUGUUGCUUGAAUCCUUGAAUUUAUCUCUAAUAAUUUAAUUAUUUCAGUGUAC